UUCAAAGUUAUCCCCGUAAUCAAAGAGAUAUGUUAUAGACAAGGAAGAAAAAAAUAGAGACAAAGAAAAAGGUAGAGAAACAUAGGAGGAGUUAACAGAAACGAUAACGAACAUGUUGUUUUCAUUCAUUCUGAUUACUCUGAGUAUUUUGUGUUAUUAUCUUUACGAAGCUCUAUGGUUAAAGCCCGAGAAGCUCAGAAAUAAGCUGAGAAAUCAAGGAAUCGUGGGACCACCACCAUCAUUUUUAUCCGGUAAUGUUUCUGAUAUGAUGAGAAUCAAGUCAAUGGCUGCUGUGUCUUCUAAUAAUCAAAGUUCAUCAUCAUUAUCUUUCACAGAUGAUUAUAUGACUUCACUAUUUCCUCAUUUUGAGCAGUGGAGAAAGGAGUAUGGUACAAUAUUUACGUAUGCAACUGGUAAUGUUCAACAUUUGUAUGUGGGAGACCCUAAUUUAGUUAAGGAAAUAAGUCUAUGUCAAACAUGGGCAUUAGGUAAGCCUUUGUAUCUGCAUAAAGAAAUUGGUCCUUUAUUUGGGAAUGGAGUUGUAAGGUCUAAUGGGCAAAUUUGGGCACACCAGAGAAAAACCAUUGCACCAGAAUUCUUCACUGACAAGGUCAAGGGUAUGGUGGGGAUAAUGGUGGACUCUACUGUGCCAGUGUUGAGAUUAUGGGAGGAUGAAAUUGCAAAGCAGGGAGGCAUUGCUGAGCUAAGAGUCGAUAUUGAUCUGACAAACAUAUCAGCAGAUAUAAUCUCAAAAGCAUGUUUUGGGAGUUCUUAUUCCAAAGGAAGAGUGAUAUUUUCAAAGCUUAGAGAACUUGUAAAGGCUAUGUCUCAAACCGGCUUACUUGUUAAAAUUCCUGCUCUCAGAUAUCUUCCAACAAAAAACAACAGAGAAGUUUGGAGACUAGUGAAAGAAAUUCGAAAACUAAUCUUAAAUGUUGCGAAAAAUCGAAGACAAGAAUCCAUUCCAGAGAGGGACCUGUUACACAUGAUUCUUGAGGGUGCUAAUAAUCUUGGGGAAGAAACUGCAAAUGAUUUCAUUGUAGACAACUGCAAGAACAUAUACAUUGCUGGUCACGAAACGGUUGCAUCUGUUGCUACGUGGGCAUUGUUGUUUCUUGCUUCACAUCCACAAUGGCAAACUCUCGCUCGAGAAGAGGUGUUACAACUGGUUCCCGAAGGAUGUCUUCCGGAUGCAGAAAUGUUGCACAAGAUGAAGAUAUUAACCAUGGUGGUUCAAGAAACAUUGCGCCUUAUGCCUCCAACAUCGCUAAUCGCAAGGGAGGUGUUUGAAGAUGUGCAAUUUGGAGACAUCAUCAAUAUCCCUAAAGGCAUCAAUUUUUGGAUUCCAAUAUCUACACUUCACAGAAACCUGGAGAUUUGGGGGCCUGAUGCAAACGAGUUUAAACCAGAGAGGUUUGCUAAUGGCAUAUUAGGUGCAACCAAGGUACCACAUGCAUACAUACCGUUUGGGCUCGGACCUCGUACGUGUUUGGGACAAAAAUUUGCUAUAGCUGAGCUGAAGAUAAUGAUAUCGCUUAUACUUGUGAAAUUCUGUUUCUCUUUAUCUCCUAAUUAUAAACAUUCUCCUGCAUUUACUAUUGUCAUUGUUCCUAAACAUGGAUUGCAGCUACUAGUAAAGAAAUUUAGCAGGAAUUGCAAAGAAUAGUACCUUUUCUAUACCGGGUUUUAUUCUUGGUUAUGCAUUAAUUUGAUGUACUGUCA
Molecule: messenger RNA, 1722 nt
Organism: Papaver somniferum (opium poppy)
Lineage: Eukaryota; Viridiplantae; Streptophyta; Magnoliopsida; Ranunculales; Papaveraceae
Product: cytochrome P450 714C2-like
Exons: 5
Coding region: 113-1666 (517 amino acids)
Molecular function (GO): heme binding; monooxygenase activity; iron ion binding
Source: RefSeq, a predicted model, not a curated record